AUGGUCUUCGCGAACAAUUUCGUAAUUGCUGCGAACUUGUUCACUGGAUCCGAAUUAUUGUACUCGAGAUUGGUCAUUGGAGUUCAUGCUAUCAUCGGAAUUCUUGGAAUUUUCUCCCCAAUUCCGACUUUGGAAAUCUUCAGAAUGCUAAUGACAGCUGUGGCGUUUACAAUGAUUUGCAACUUCAAUAACUACAUCGUCUUUGCUGCUCUCGUCUGCUACGCCCGUUUUCAGAGAAACGGCAUUCUUCUUGGCCGUAGUCUUGUCUCCUUGGCGAUUGCUCAGAUCCUCGAAAUCCGUGAUGCUGAUCCUCGCCUAUAA
This is a messenger RNA of Caenorhabditis briggsae, 321 nucleotides long. The transcript is spliced from 3 exons. Lineage: Eukaryota; Metazoa; Nematoda; Chromadorea; Rhabditida; Rhabditidae. The coding region runs from base 1 to 321 and encodes 106 amino acids. The record is from RefSeq and is a predicted model, not a curated record.